This is a messenger RNA of Soboliphyme baturini, 285 nucleotides long. NCBI's taxonomy places the organism in Eukaryota, Metazoa, Nematoda, Enoplea, Dioctophymatida, Soboliphymatidae. The record is from the annotation of a GenBank genome assembly.
AUGGUAUCUGAGCACUGGUGGUGCCAGAGAUACUGUCGCAAGGAGGCGGUGCCGUACCCCGUGAAAUCUGGUUUUAACGGAGUGACUAAGAAGCGUUCGCUGCGAGUUUCGUUGGUCCUCGACGCUUUCCGAAUCCCUUAUGAACAGAUCGACAUCAGCAGCCCUCUUCCGUUCGACGCGAAGGAAGUGUUGAAGAGCGUCAACGCCCUCAAUGACACGACUGUCUAUCUGCCGCAGAUUUUCAACGACGAAAACUAUUGCGGAGUAAAGCCAAUUUUGACUUGA